AUGGCUAAGGUGAAGAACAAGUCGCAAGCCAAUGCGGACUACCAAAAUGCGGUGGCUCAGCAUCAGACUGCUGCUGUCAUGGAACACACCUCCAUGAAUGAUGUUUUUGUCAUUCGACUCGGCAAUUUCCCUGCUAGCGAGAAGAUCAACGUCGACAUCACUUUCGUGGGAGAGUUGAAACAAGACUCCCAGACAGACGGUAUUCGCUACACACUACCGAGUACCAUCGCUCCUCGCUAUGGACAAGCGAUCUACGAUCAACCCCAAUUAUCUUCAUUAUCUUCAUUCGGCCUACCAGGUAACCUCCAAGGGAUGUCCAUCACCGUUGAUGUUCAGAUGGAGAAGGGGCUGGUGCUCCGAGAACUGGAAUCCCCAAGCCACCGGGUCAAGGUCUCUCUCGGACGUGUGUCUUCUACACUAGCAACAUCCACUGCCUUUGAACCAUCGCAAGCAUCUGCCUCUGUGGUUUCCCAGCAGAACAAUGCAUCUGUGGUGCUGGAACAAGACUUUGUUGUUCUUAUCAAAGCGGAUGGGCUUGAUACACCCUGCGCAUUGCUUGAAAGACACCCCACUAUUCCUAACCAGCGAGCCCUGAUGGCUACCCUCGUGCCAAAAUUCAGCCUCCGACCGGCUACUCCCGAGGUGGUCUUUGUCAUUGACAGAAGUGGAAGUAUGGAGCCCAAAAUCCCAACCUUGAAAUCUGCACUCCGAGUUUUCCUGAAGUCACUGCCUGUCGGUAUCUGCUUCAAUAUCUGCUCUUUUGGGAGUGUUUAUUCCUUCAUGUGGCCAACGAGCCAGGUGUACGAUGCAUCUAGCCUGAAUCAGGCUUUGGCUUUCGUUGACACCAUCGAGGCGCGUAUGGGUGGCACGGAGAUGGAACGAGCAGUCGUCGCCACAGUGCAAAAUCGACUCAAUUUCAAAGAUCUGGAUGUCUUGAUUCUCACUGAUGGAGAGAUCUUCCACCAGGACCAUUUGUUCGACUUCGUCCGCGAAAAGGCUGCUGACAAUACCGCUCGGUUCUUCUCCCUUGGCAUUGGUAAAGCAGCAUCUCACUCUUUGAUCGAAGGAAUUGCAAGAGCUGGCAAUGGAUUCUGCCAAUCCGUUACCGAGUAUGAAGAACUCGAUCGCAAGGUCGUCCGCAUGCUGAAGGGCGCCCUGACCCCCCAUGUCCAUGACUACAAGCUCGAAAUUGAAUACGACACCGAGACGGAGCAGGAGUUUGAUUUUGUGAGCGAGACUGAGAGUCUCGACUCUGAGACGGAGGUGAAAUACAAGGAGGGAGAUAGAGAUGUUCCCAUGGAAGGAACAACACGCAACUCAGCGCAGCCGAUCUCAUUGUACGACGAGAACUUCCAGGAACCUAACACGGAUGUUGAUGCCGAAAAGAGAGCGGCUGAAAAGCUUCCCACUCUCACCCCUCCAAGAGCAAUCCAAGCUCCCUACAGCAUCCCACCGUUGUACCCAUUCAUCAGGAGAAAUGUCUUUCUCCUUACGGACCCGCACGCGUCCGAGAAAAUUCCCAAGUCCCUGAAGUUCAGUGCUACUUCCAACGACGGUCCACUGGAGCAGCGAAUUCCAAUCUGUGACAUCGGGACUGGCAAAACAAUCCAUCAACUGGCUUCGCGCAAGGCCGUGAUCGAGCUCGAAGAGGGACACGGCUGGCUCUCCCAUGCCAAGGAUGAGAAUGGAAACAAGUUCAAGCAGUUCCACACUGAAACAAAGCAGCGACUUGCAGAGCGUGAAUGCCAGAACCUGGGAAUCAAGUUCCAAGUUACUGGAAAAUACUGCUCGUUCGUGGCCUUGGAAGAGUGCAGCUCUUCAUCUUCGGAACAACAGGAUGAACAACAUACCCCGAUGGAACAUGCUGUAGAGCGGAUUUCUCCUAUUCAACAGUCUGCUAGGCCCUUGAGUGCUCCUAGGUUCUUGAGUGCUGCAACCUCUGUUAGGUUCUCAGAUGCACCACGCGUACGCACUGGUGGUGUACGUCGUAGCCCGCAGUAUUACCAGAUCCCGGCGAUGAGAAUGCACGAGCUCAUUCAGCUGCAAACCUUCGAAGGCAGCUGGAAGUGGUCGAACGAACUCUUCGAGCUUUUGGAGUGUAACAUGAGCGCAACAAUCAAGAAAUUGGCCACACUGUACGACAGUGCCAAUCGAGACAUAGAGAAUGGGUUUCCGCAUGGCGACGAGGCAACGGUUCUCGCGACUCUGCUCGCAAUGGGAUGGCUGCUAAAGAAGCACAUGGGUUCGAGGGGUGUUUGGGAACUCGUGCACGCGAAAGCUUCCGAGUGGGUUCGACUCGAGUUGAAGAAGAUGCAGAACCAGGGUGCACCUGGUGCCAUCAUUGCGUCAAUCCGGGAUGAGAUUGUUCAUAUGAUCUAA
Molecule: messenger RNA, 2379 nt
Organism: Penicillium samsonianum
Lineage: Eukaryota; Fungi; Ascomycota; Eurotiomycetes; Eurotiales; Aspergillaceae
Exons: 3
Coding region: 1-2379 (792 amino acids)
Source: RefSeq, a predicted model, not a curated record